Molecule: messenger RNA, 1451 nt
Organism: Onychostoma macrolepis
Lineage: Eukaryota; Metazoa; Chordata; Actinopteri; Cypriniformes; Cyprinidae
Gene: cpa4
Product: carboxypeptidase A4
Exons: 11
Coding region: 68-1327 (419 amino acids)
Biological process (GO): proteolysis
Molecular function (GO): metallocarboxypeptidase activity; zinc ion binding
Source: RefSeq, a predicted model, not a curated record
UGAGUGUAUAAAAGCAGCUCUCCCUGAAAGAGACCUACAGUAGAGAUCAUUCCCAGAACAGGAGAACAUGAGACUCUAUCUAGCAGUCUUUGCGCUCCUGGCAGCAGUUCACUGCGAGGAGCUCUUUAAUGGAGACCAAGUUCUCAGAAUCCAUGCUGAAUCUGAAAGCCACAUUCAUGCUUUGAAGGAGUUGGAAGAGGACGUGGAAUCUGGGCUGGAUUUCUGGACUCAUGGCUUCUCAACUGAACGGCCUGUUGACAUCCGUGUGCCUAACUCCAGUCUGCAUGCUGUCAAGGACUUCCUCAAGAAAAACAACAUCCCUUUCACUGUCAUGAUCAACAAUGUGCAGGAACUUUUGGACAAGGAGAAAGCAGAAAUGGUUAGUAAUGCAAAGAUGGAGCGCAGCACCAAGAGUUUCAACUUUGCUGCUUAUCAUGACCUGGAGACUCUAUACAGUUUUAUGGACACGCUUGUUGCAAGUCACCCUAACCUGAUCACUAAAGUGCGCAUUGGCAACUCCUAUGAGAACCGUCCCAUGUAUGCCCUGAAGUUCAGCACGGGUGGUGUGAGUCGACCAGCGAUCUGGGUUGAUGCUGGAAUCCACUCCAGGGAGUGGGUUACUCAGGCUUCUGCUGUGUGGAUCGCCAACAAGAUUGCUUCAGACUAUGGCGUUGAUCCCUCUGUGACCUCUCUCCUUGGUCAAAUGGAUAUCUACUUGAUGAUUGUGACCAACCCUGAUGGAUAUGUUUUUACUCACACAAAUAACCGUAUGUGGCGUAAAACUCGCUCAGUGAACUCUGGCUCCUCCUGCCGUGGUACUGAUCCCAACAGGAACUGGGAUGCUGGUUUUGGUGGUCCAGGAGCCAGCAAGGACCCCUGUUCCGAAUCCUACCAUGGGCCCUUUGCCAACUCUGAGGUGGAAGUGAAAAACGUUGUGGACCUCAUCAGGGGCCACAGCAAUUUCAAAUCCUUCAUCUCCAUGCACUCUUACUCCCAACUGUUAAUGUAUCCCUAUGGUUACACAUGCACAGACAUUCCUGAAAAGUCUGAGCUUCAUUCUGUUGGGACAGCUGCAAUUAAAGAACUCACCUCCCUCUAUAACACCAGAUACCAAGUCGGUAGCAUCUGCAAAAUUAUCUACCAAGCAAGUGGUGGAAGCAUCGAUUGGACCUACAAUAUUGGCAUCAAAUAUUCCUUUGCCUUUGAGUUGCGUGAUACGGGCUACUACGGUUUCCUGCUGCCUGCCAACCAGAUCAUCCCCACUGCAGAGGAGACCUGGCUUGGUCUCAAAUACAUUAUGGAAUAUGUUCGUAAUCACCCUUAUUGAGAGAAAUGUAUUGAAGGUUCAAUAAAGGUCUCAUACACCCUUUGCUGGAGUAGUUAUUUUGAAUAAAAACAUGAAAAUAUUUUUUGCCAUUGUAUGGUGACAAAAUAUUGCCCUUUCACAAUUA